AUGCAAACCUCUGCAAGAGCCAUCAGUGUGAAAAGAGGACACGACAUAACUUUCAGGUGGGAUGCAAACUGUGGAGUAGACGGCACAUGGAAGAAGGAUGGUCUGACAUUGCACAAUGGUGGCAGGAUCAACAUCACAGAACCAACUCAGUAUCUAUGCUUCAACCUGACAAUCCGUGAUGCCACGGACGAGGAUGAGGGUGAAUACACCCUAAAGUUGUCUAACUGGCAUGGCGAUGCGUCAGGUUCUGCGAAAGUCAAAGUACUGGAUUUCGCUGUGGCCUGGAGAAAAAUUGACCACCAAAGAAAUGACAAAGUGAAAACGGCCCAGAGGGAGUUUACACCCAGCAACCCAGAGGCACAACGCCUUCGCUUCCUGCUACAUGGGCCAGUUGGAGCAGGGAAAUCCAGCAUUGCCAACUCUGUCAACACUGUCUUCCAGGGCCGCACGACUGUGAACGCACAUGCAGCCCCAUCCACUGGCAAAAGUGAAACCACAACGUACAACAUGUACGAGGUUAAGGACGAGCAGGGAAGAAAGCUGUCUUUCGUCUUCAAUGACAUCAUGGGACUGGAGGGUACAGAAACAGGCGGGGUGCUGACUGCUGACAUCAUCAGUGCCUUAAAAGGACAUAUCAAAGAUGGCUAUGAGUUCAACCCCUCGUCUUCUUUGUCUGCCGGGUUGUACUACAACAACAACCCCACUCUGGAUGAUAAAGUCCACUGCCUGGUGAGUGUGAUUCCUGCAGACAAAAUCCUUCUGCUGGAGGAAAGCCAUGGCCUAAUCAAGAAGAUGAGGGAAGUCAGAGACGUUGCCAAGAACCUCGAUAUCCCCCAUGUAGUCUUGAUGACCCAUGUGGACAGCUGUCCUCUGGUGAAGGAGGACCUGGACAAAAUCUACUUCAGCAAGAAAAUUAAGAUAGCAAACUACCAUGAAGAGAACCGCGUGGAUGAGAAAGUAGACUGUGUGAUCCUGGAUGCCCUGGACAACAUUGUCAACUUUGCCAAUGAUUAUGUGAUCAGACAGAUUGAAUAG
Clupea harengus (Atlantic herring) is the source of this 1035-nucleotide messenger RNA. RefSeq names its product interferon-induced protein 44-like. The coding region runs from base 1 to 1035 and encodes 344 amino acids. Gene Ontology annotation, biological process: immune response. The transcript has 8 exons. The record is from RefSeq and is a predicted model, not a curated record. Lineage: Eukaryota; Metazoa; Chordata; Actinopteri; Clupeiformes; Clupeidae.